Theobroma umbraticum is the source of this 3353-nucleotide messenger RNA. It is a transcript of the gene LETM2, whose product is annotated as LETM1-like protein. Gene Ontology annotation, cellular component: mitochondrial inner membrane. NCBI's taxonomy places the organism in Eukaryota, Viridiplantae, Streptophyta, Magnoliopsida, Malvales, Malvaceae. The record is from RefSeq and is a predicted model, not a curated record. Gene Ontology annotation, biological process: intracellular monoatomic cation homeostasis. Gene Ontology annotation, molecular function: ribosome binding; calcium ion binding.
GUUGUGUUUAGUGUACGAGUAUUUGUCAACGAGAGACACGCCCACUACCCCAGGCUCCAGCGCCUUCUCUUUCUCUCUCUGACUCGGCUACCGCUGUCUCUCUGUGCAAACAAACUUUUAACAGAUUUUCCAUCUUUACAUCCAUUUGUUUGCUCGUUUUCUUUAAAAGUGUAUGUUUAAACAUCAGCUCUUCAUCUCCUUACUUGCUGUAUUGAAUUAAUGUAUAUCUGUCUCUAGAUUUUAUGGUUAUUGGGUGUUUGAAAUCAAGCCUCAUUCGUUUGAAGUGGAGUUUUCUUUUCGUUUAUGCUGGAGAUUUGUAUCAUGGUUUUGAAGUUUUCAAGAAGGAUUAAUGUUUUGUCUCAAAUGGUCGGACAGAACCCUGCCAGCCUAACGAGUCUUAUGAUUGAAGAAACAAGAACUGAAAUCUUAUCAAACUGACCAAGACUUGUUCUUUUUCCCCCCUUUUGGUGUGUGCUAUGCUAUGCUGUUCUUUGAUUUCGAUCUGGGAAUAAUUGGUAAUCUCUGUGUGUGAAUUACGUGGUGCUUCUAAAAUCUUUCAGGUUGUUAUGGCAGACAGCAAUGUCUUUUCACGUGUGAUUCAUUCUAUUCUACCCUUAUUUGCAGACUGUCUAAGUCAACCGCUUGCAUGAGCUAUGUAACUCUUUUUCUCUUCACAAAGUUGGAAUUGUUUGAUAAUGGCUUCAAGAGUCAUCUUGCGAAGGAGGAGCUACAUUUUCAGUUCCCCAAUUCGACCCACUUCCCUGAUUCGAGGCUUUUCUUGUUUUGAGCAUAGCCUAUCGUCUACAUCUGAUGACUCACGGGGGUCAGGCUGGCUGGCAAGCCAUCCUUAUCAGAAUACUGAUUCUAAGAAAGUGGUUUUACCUUCGGUUCCCAACAAUGAGCUGUCAUAUUUUCUAGCAGCACAGUUUCAUAGGAGUAACUCGUUUGGAAUCUCAAACUUGGGUUAUCAAGCUGGAAAUUUAGAUUUUGUUUCUCCAUUGGGACUCCGAUGGUUCUCACAAUCUGCCCGUUCUGCUUCAACAGCCACUGCUGGUCAACCCCAAUUGGGCAGUGGUAAUGAUGGAAGUGAACAACAGGCUCCUAAAAAGGUGAAGGAAGCUUCACCUGAGGAAUGUGAUCAAGCAGUUGAAGGUCUGAGCACAGUGAAAGCCAAAGCAAAAGCUAAGCAGGUACAGGACUCCCCCAAAAGUGCUCAAUCAAUAAUCAAGAAAUUAUGGGCUGCAAUUCUGGGCAUUGGACCUGCUUUGAGAACUGUUGCUUCUAUGAGCAGGGAAGACUGGGCAAAGAAGCUUCGUCAUUGGAAGGAUGAAUUUAAAUCUACAAUGCAACACUAUUGGUUGGGUACAAAGUUACUUUGGGCUGAUAUUAGGAUAAGCUCAAGGUUGUUGGUAAAACUUGCUAAUGGGAAGGGUCUUUCUAGAAGGGAAAGGCAACAGCUUACUAGAACCACUGCUGAUAUUUUUAGGCUAGUUCCUUUUGCAGUCUUUAUUAUAGUACCAUUUAUGGAAUUCUUGCUACCGGUAUUUUUGAAAUUAUUUCCCAACAUGUUGCCAUCAACCUUCCAGGACAAGAUGAAGGAACAGGAAGCAUUAAAAAGACGGUUAAAUGCAAGGAUAGAAUAUGCAAAGUUUCUUCAAGAUACAGUGAAAGAAAUGGCAAAGGAAAUCCAAAACUCACGGAGUGGAGAUGUUAAAAAGACAGCAGAAGAUCUUGAUGAAUUUAUGAACAAGGUUAGAACUGGUGCAGGUGUAUCCAAUGAUGAAAUUUUAGGCUUUGCCAAGUUAUUUAAUGAUGAGCUUACUCUAGACAAUAUUAGCAGGCCCCGUUUAGUGAAUAUGUGCAAAUAUAUGGGUAUCAGUCCAUAUGGUACAGAUGCAUAUUUACGGUAUAUGCUUCGGAAAAGAUUGCAAGAGAUUAAGAAUGAUGAUAAGAUGAUUCAAGCUGAGGGUGUGGAGUCCCUUUCAGAAGCAGAGCUUCGCCAAGCCUGCAGAGAUCGAGGCUUACUUGGAUUACUUUCAGUGGAGGAGAUGAGGCAACAGUUGCGUGAUUGGCUGGAUUUAUCACUCAAUCACUCAGUGCCCUCUUCUCUAUUGAUUCUCUCUAGAGCAUUCUCUGUGUCUGGAAAAGUCAGACCAGAGGAGGCUGUUCAAGCUACACUCUCCUCUCUGCCGGACGAGGUUGUAGAUACUGUUGGGGUUACAGCUUUACCAUCUGAAGAUUCUGUUUCAGAAAGGAGGAGAAAGUUGGAAUUCCUCGAAAUGCAGGAAGAACUUAUCAAGGAGGAGGAAGAGGAGGAGGAAGAGGAACAAGCAAAGUUAAAAGAAUCUAUUAGCAACGAAAAGGAUGUGGCAUUGGAAGAGAUGGCUGCUUCCACAGCUAAAGAAGCACAAGAAUUAGCAAAAGCAAAAACAUUGGAGAAACACGAGCAGCUAUGUGAGCUCAGCAGAGCAUUAGCUGUUUUGGCUUCUGCAUCUUCAGUCAGCAGGGAGCGUGAAGAGUUCUUGAGACUGGUCAAGAAAGAGAUACAACUGUACAACAGUAUGGUAGAAAAAGAGGGUACACAAGGUGAAGAAGAAGCUAAGAAGGCAUACAAAGCUGCUCGGGAGGAUAGCGACCGUACUGCUGAGAAGGCAAUUGGUGACAAAGUAUCCUCUGCCCUCAUAGACAGGGUUGAUGCUAUGCUCCAAAAGCUUGAAAAAGAAAUUGAUGAUGUUGAUGCCAAGAUUGGGGACCAUUGGCGGUUGCUUGAUAGGGAUUAUGAUGGUAAAGUAACUCCUGAGGAGGUUGCCUCUGCUGCUAUGUACCUCAAGGACACAUUAGGCAAGGAGGGUAUUCAGGAGCUUAUUAGCAACCUCUCCAAAGAUAGAGAAGGAAAAAUACUUGUUGAAGAUAUCGUCAAAUUAGGCAGUGAAACGGAAGAUGCUGACACUGCUGAAGCAGGAAGAUCAUAGUGAGAUGUACUGAAUUUUUGUCGCUAAACCUUGUUCAAAGGGUCAGUAGUGCAUCUAUUACAACAUUAUUGUAUUUUUAACUUUUAACUGAGGUAGCACUUGCCUUCUGUAUAUGCUAUUAUGAUUUUAUAUCACCUACUACAAACUGAAUAUCACAAGGUGAGGACAAAGGAACCCUACAUAUUCUUUGCAGAAGGUUUUAUAAAAGCACUUUUCGAUGCUUAGAAAUUUGUUAUCUACAAAACAAAGUCAAUGAUACAAACCGCAGGGUGAGGCUACCUUUGCUUAUUUUAUCGAUCUUGUAUAUAAAUGUUUUAUGAGAGUAUUACACAUCUCAGAUCUUGAACGUUUCCUUUUAAGCUAUGGAACCAUAUUUGGUGA